GCAAAUAUCCAGCAAACCGGUCCAUCUCUAGUGCUGAUGUCAUUACGUCAGUCCUGCCACUUUCUGCAUCAGUCAGAACCGAACUCCAUCGAGAGAAAACUUAAAAGGAUGCAGGGGCGGACUGACAACUCAUGGGGCCCCCGGGCAAUAGGGGAUCAUGGGGCCCCUGUGUCCUUGCCCAAACUCAAAAAAGCCUAUGAAAAAGGUACCAGGGGCAUCUCAUGGGGCCCCCUACUGACCCCGGGCCCUCGGGCAGUGCCCGAGUUUCCAAAUGGUCAGUCCGCCCCUGCU
Molecule: messenger RNA, 291 nt
Organism: Staurois parvus
Lineage: Eukaryota; Metazoa; Chordata; Amphibia; Anura; Ranidae
Source: the annotation of a GenBank genome assembly